GGAGGGGAAGGGGGAUAAUGAAAGAAGAAAAGGCUGGCUCCUGACGCACUUUCUCCUGAUGGGAGGGGAACAAGGGACCCGAGCCCACUGGUGACGUUUCCCUCACGUGAUCAGGAGCCGAUGUAUACAGAAGUCUCUCUCUUCCAGGUCUUCAGAGCUGUGAUUGCAGAAGAAAAGGAAAGACUCGCAGGAGCAGUACAGGUCAGGCAAAGGAGGGAACAUCUCAACAUGAAAAAACUCUAUAAUGAAAAUGAAGGAAGCGAGGGAAAGCCAGAAGAUAAAAUAGAUACAGAGGAUGAAGGAAAGUCAGACAGGAAGGAAAAGCCAGAAGUGGAGAAGAAGCCAGAGCACGAGGGAAAGCUCCAAGAUCAAGGACAGCCAGAUGCUGAGGGGAAACAAGAAAAGCAGAGCAAGUCCCAAGGUGAGGGAAAAGUUCGCAUUGAGGGCAAGCCAGAACCCCAAGCCAAACCAGCGCAAGCUGCUGGAAAAUGCCCGGCUGAAGAGUAUGUGCCCUAGAAAGGAAAGCGAAAAACAGACAGGUGGAUGGAUGAUUCCCUCAAGGACUAUCAGGAGGACUUACGGAAAAGGCAUGUGGGCAUUGAGGAGAGGAUGAGAGAAUAUGGAAAUGUAGCAAGGCUUCGGGAAGAGCUCAGGAAAAGGCAGAAAACAGGUAGUUUUCACUGGAUGCAAAGAGAUGUACAGGAUCCAUUCUUCCCAAGGGGCCAACAGGGUGUCAGGGGAGUGAAGGGUGGAGGUAGGGGCCACAGAGACCUUGAAGACAGUCCAUACAUUUAAUGCCUUUGCCUUUAAAUCAAUUUCUCUGAUGGGAAUAUUGCCAACCCUGCUUUCCCUGGCAAGCAUUUGCCAGGCGAUGUGCUUUACCUUCAUGCUGAUACUUUACUUUAGGCAUCACCCUUGUUACCAGCAGCCUUUUGAUCCAACUGCACAGUGCUCUCUGUUUUAGUAGGGGAUUUUCACCCAUGUGCAUGGCAUAUAUGUUCCUGGUACAUUGUAAAAAUAAUAAAUAGUUUUCAGAACUGCA
Molecule: messenger RNA, 1042 nt
Organism: Pipistrellus kuhlii (Kuhl's pipistrelle)
Lineage: Eukaryota; Metazoa; Chordata; Mammalia; Chiroptera; Vespertilionidae
Gene: TCEAL5
Product: transcription elongation factor A like 5
Source: RefSeq, a predicted model, not a curated record